AGACCAUCUCACCACCGCCACCACCUUCUCCACCUCCUCCUCUUCCUCCUUCAUCCUCCUCCCCCAUGGCCGCCGAGAUCCCGCAAUGGGUCAAAGACCUCAAGCCAUCCGAGCCCCAGGGCGUUGACAUUCUCGCCCAAGAACGCAAAAACUCUCCCAUCAAUGUCGCCCAGCUGACCGACUUCCUCCACGGCAAGGAAGCCCUCGAUCGCAAGCGCAAGAUCUUGAGCGUGCUGCAGUCCGAGCCCGUCUUCAACAAGGAUCAAGACUACUUUGAUGGACGAGUCGACAAGUGGGAGAAGGCGUUGGCCCGGUCAAAGAGACUGACUACAAUUGCCCUGAACAACAACUGGUCCGACUUGGACCGACGGGUCGCCAAUGAUCUGAUCAGUGAGCCCUUGCCCUACGCUCUCCACGAGGGCAUGUACUUGGUCACCAUCCGAGGCCAAGGCACACCCGAGCAGCAGAAAAAGUACCUGAAGCCUGCCGAGGAGUACCGACACAUUGGAUGCUAUGCACAGACAGAGCUGGGCCACGGCUCGAACGUGCGUGGUUUGGAGACUACUGCCACCUGGAAUGCAGAUGACAAGACCUUUACCAUUCACUCGCCACAUUUGACUGCAUCGAAAUGGUGGAUCGGAUCUCUUGGACGGACCGCCAACAUGGCGUGUGUCAUGGCACAGCUCAUCAUCAACGGCAAGCCCUACGGACCACAUCCCUUCAUCGUCCCCAUCAGAGAUCUGAAUUCACACCAGCUGCUGCCCAACGUCUACGCUGGUGACAUUGGCCCCAAAGUCGGCUACAAUACCAUGGAUAACGGCUACCUUCUCUUCAACAAGGUCAAGGUGCCACACGACGCCAUGAUGGCACGCUUCUCCGCUGUCGACCCCAAGACGAGCAAGUACAUUCGGCCUGCCUCUCCCGCUCUUAUCUACGGCACUCUCACGUGGGUUCGUAGCACCAUCGUGUUGCAGUCGGGAAGCACACUUGCUCGCGGUGUCACCAUCGCCACUCGCUAUCUCGCAGUCCGUCGCCAGUUCCAAGAUCGUGAUGCACCGCAGUGGGAGAAGGGCGAGAAUCAAACUCUCAACUACACCAUGGUCCAAGCACGACUCUUCCCUCUUCUCGCCGCCACUUUCGCCCUCCACUUCACCGGCAAGGGCAUGAUGAGACUCUACGAAGCCAACCAGAAGAACAUGCAAAAGAAAGUCACAGACCAGAACAACAAGCGCUCAGCCGGCCCAGAGGAGACUACCCCUGGCUCCGACCUCCUCGCCGAUCUCCACGGCACAUCCUGUGGUCUCAAAUCCCUCUGCUCCUCCACUGCAGCCGAAGGUCUCGAAGUCUGCCGUCGCGCAAUGGGAGGCCACGGUUACUCCGCCUUCGCCGGUGUGGGCAGCUGGUACGCCGACUACCUGCCUACCGUGACGUGGGAGGGAGACAACUACAUGUUGACUCAACAAGUCGCCCGCUACCUCCUCAAAUCCGCCCGUUCCGUCCUCAAGGGCAACGAACCCAACAACGACACCACCGAAAUCCUCUCCCACUACCUCAAACGCCAAGACACCGGCUCCGCCUUUGACGUUCUCGGAAAAGACGAAGACCUCGUCGCCGCAUUCGCCUGGAGAUCCUCUUUCUUCACCUUUGCCGCCCUUCGCGCACGUGACGAAGACAAGAAAUCGUGGAACUCCCUGCUGGUCGCAUUCUACAACCUGAGCAAAGCCCACUCGCAAUACCUCGUCGUCAAGAACUUCUAUGAGACCUUGCAGUCCACCACCAACGAACUCGACCCCGAAACCUUGGGCCUUAUGCACAAGCUCUUCCGCCUCUACGCCCUCAACACCCUCGUCUCCGAGUCCUCCGAAUUCUUCACCUCGGCAGCCUGCACCACGGCCCAAAUCCGCCUCGCGCAACAAAAGGCCCUCUUGCAGCUGUUUGAGGAGAUUCGUCCCCAUGCCGUCAAGCUGGUGGACUCGUGGGAUUUCCCGGAUUGGCAGCUGAACUCUGCGUUGGGCAAGUACGAUGGCAAAGUGUACGAAGACAUGUUCUAUCGCGCGAGUGUUCUCAAUCCUUUGAAUCACAAGGUUGCGAACCCGUACCCGGAUAGUCCGGUAUUGUAUCGAAAUGAUGCGCAGAGUAAAUAUGCGAACAUUUUGAAAGAUAAGGCGAGGCUGUAGAUUUCUUUCUUUUUGGGGCGGGGAGCUGCAACCAAAAUGGAAAAGGAAAACACAGGAUACAGGUUGGAAACUAUAUAUAUAUACCUGAUACAAAUGGUGGUUCCAUCGGCGUGGGCUGCCACAUGGAAAGGAAAGGAAAGGAAAUUUGUAUGAUUUGUUUUAUAAGAAGGGUGGGCUAGGCGUUGUUCAAUUUGAUGAUAUGGAUUCGAUGUACCCUCGACUCUCGAGGCUCCUCCACUCUGUAGAUACAGUAGAUGAAGACGAACAAUCGACAGAUGAUGAUGAUGAAG
Molecule: messenger RNA, 2467 nt
Organism: Sphaerulina musiva SO2202
Lineage: Eukaryota; Fungi; Ascomycota; Dothideomycetes; Mycosphaerellales; Mycosphaerellaceae
Product: acyl-CoA oxidase
Exons: 1
Coding region: 66-2177 (703 amino acids)
Biological process (GO): lipid homeostasis; fatty acid beta-oxidation using acyl-CoA oxidase
Cellular component (GO): peroxisome
Molecular function (GO): fatty acid binding; acyl-CoA oxidase activity; FAD binding
Source: RefSeq, a predicted model, not a curated record